UGCCCAGUCGCUGAUAGUGCUCCCGUGAACCGCCCUGCCCAGCGCGGUCUCUCCAGAUCCAGAUCUCCCUGGCCCCUCCGUCGCUCUCUGCUCUUCGAGAUUCAAUCCCCCCGGCCCGUGCUGGCUUGUCGAUCCGGUCUGGCAAUCGGCGGAACCUGCUCGCUCGCUGCGAAAAGAGUCUCCUCCUCCUCCUCCUCCAUUACUGUCGCCUGGUCCGCUACCCACGAGACGCGCCACGGACCACUUCUUGCGGCCCUUUACGUCGACGCAUGCGCAUCGCUGGGCCUCGUCGCUCAGCCAAUCUCUCUCUGCCUGGAACUACAUCCCCGACUUCUUCCCACCCAUCCUCUCUCCCUCCUCUGUCCGCUCUCGUUCCCUUUUCGCCGUCGUGUGUGCCUUUGGCCUCUGCAUUAUUGUCCAUCUCCCUUGUUCCUUCCUCGCCAUCGUGCGGUUCGACUGCGACUGUGA
Molecule: messenger RNA, 468 nt
Organism: Rasamsonia emersonii CBS 393.64
Lineage: Eukaryota; Fungi; Ascomycota; Eurotiomycetes; Eurotiales; Trichocomaceae
Exons: 1
Source: RefSeq, a predicted model, not a curated record